AUGAGAUUAGAAUCAGGAAACCUGGAUAUAAAUGCUCGCUCAUUGUAUCAGUACUUGUUAAUGGAAGAGAGCUUGCUGGUAGGAAGAGUUGAUUUCUUAGUUAUUUGGCUGAGUGUUCUAUGUUCCUUAAUAACUUUUUCUUCUCUUGCUUUUCUCCUAUUAGCUGGAUUGCCGUUUUUGAUCAUUGAAACAAGCACAAUUGCACCCUAUCCACGGGGAUUUUACUGUAAUGAUGAAAGCAUCCGUUAUCCUAUGAAAAGUGGAGAGACCAUCAAUGAUGCUGUCCUGUGUGCUGCAGGCAUUCUUAUUGCCAUACUUGCUAUUAUUAUAGGAGAGUUCUAUCGGAUCCACUGCCUGAAGGAGAAAUCUCGGUCUUUUAUCCAGAACCCAUACAUUGCAGCAUUAUACAAGCAAGUGGGCUGCUUUGCAUUUGGCUGUGCUAUCAGUCAGUCCUUUACUGAUAUUGCCAAAGUGUCGGUGGGACGCCUGAGACCUAAUUUCAUUGCAGUCUGUACGCCAGACUUUACAAAAAUCAACUGCUCCCAGGGUUAUAUACAAGAAUAUCAGUGCCUUAAUCCUGAUGAAAGCAAAGUCCAGGAAGCAAGGAAAUCAUUUUUCUCUGGACAUGCUUCCUUCUCACUCUAUACCAUGCUUUAUUUGGUGUUGUACCUGCAAGCCAGAUUUACUUGGAAAGGAGCCCGCCUGCUGCGCCCCUUGCUGCAGUUCACACUGAUCAUGAUGGCAUUUUACACAGGACUUUCUCGUGUGUCGGACCACAAACAUCACCCCACAGAUGUACUGGCAGGCUUUACACAAGGAGCCCUGGUGGCAUAUUGUAUAGUAUUUUAUGUCUCGGACCUCUUCAAGCAGAAAACCAAGGUGUUGCAGCCUCCUCCCAUCCGGAGGGAGAUAUUAUCACCUGUGGACAUCAUUGACAGGAACAACCAUCACAACAUGGUGUAG
This is a messenger RNA of Protobothrops mucrosquamatus (brown spotted pit viper), 963 nucleotides long. It is a transcript of the gene PLPP3, whose product is annotated as phospholipid phosphatase 3. Lineage: Eukaryota; Metazoa; Chordata; Lepidosauria; Squamata; Viperidae. The record is from RefSeq and is a predicted model, not a curated record. Gene Ontology annotation, biological process: phospholipid metabolic process; canonical Wnt signaling pathway; phospholipid dephosphorylation. The transcript has 6 exons. Gene Ontology annotation, molecular function: phosphatidate phosphatase activity. Bases 1 to 963 code for a protein of 320 amino acids.